Messenger RNA from Arachis stenosperma, 923 nucleotides. RefSeq lists its product as uncharacterized. The transcript has 3 exons. NCBI's taxonomy places the organism in Eukaryota, Viridiplantae, Streptophyta, Magnoliopsida, Fabales, Fabaceae. Bases 50 to 649 code for a protein of 199 amino acids. The record is from RefSeq and is a predicted model, not a curated record.
AUGAGCAAUAUAUAACAACUCCUCACAAAUUCGCAACACUUAUUACGCAAUGAGCUCCAUUACCACCCUCCUUCUUCUUCUACUAUUUCUGGUGCUGCAAAAUUACGAAUUUGCCCAUGGAGGAGAGCGCAAGGUGCACAUCAGCGAUGACCUUGAUGACGUGUACGAUGACGAAGAGGACGAGUCUUGGAAGGAAUGGGGCAAGAAGAAGGAGCCAUCUUUCCCGCCCGCUGAUCUGUCGAAAAUGGAACCGUCUCAGAUCAAGGAGGAGAUGAUGAAGCGCCACACCGGUCCCGUCAUCGGCUUCGUCAAGCUCCGCUUCGGAUUUCCCCGUACUCCGGACAUGGUAGCGGAAAUCGCCAUGAAAUGGUCACAAGUUAUGAGAACUGGAGGCAUUGGUAUAAGGUUCAUGGGUGUUGAUACAAGUACAAUCAUGUUCAACAUGGAAAGCAUCAAAGGCAUGGAUGAGUUGAAGGACUUUAUCUUUGACCAAUCAGAGGCAUAUGAGAUCAAAAUCGGGAAUGAUGUUUUUCGAAGACCUGGAGAUCCACCUUUAGAAGAGGUUCUUCAGAACCUUCAGAAAGAAAAAACCAAAGCGGAUAAUGCUGGUCAAGAGGAAAAUGAUGGGGAUUUGAGAACAGAGUUGUAAUUCAUUUCUAGGGAUAUGAUUGUCUUCCAAGGUUUAGUAACAGUUUUGUGAAUUUUGUAGUUUGACAUAAAAAAACACUUUCUUCCUCCUCAUUUUAAGGUGAUGAACUGCUUCUAAAGGAUAAUGUAGUAAUCGCCUUUUCAGCAUUUGUGUAAACCAAGAGAAACUCAAACUACUGCAUUGAUGAGACGAAAGAAACAAAGAUAUUCAAAUUCCCCUUGGUGAAAAGUGAGUCCCCUAAUAACCUAUCAAACCAUAUAUGACUAUUCUACUU